UGCUAGCAACUCAGUGAGCUAGCUCAUGUUAUAUGUUCACACAGGUUCCGUUUAUGCCAAGAAACAGUUAAUUAUGAGAGGAGUUCGCCGCCGCUAUUAGUCUGUUACCAUUUAAUGCCAAAGAGGAUUGACGGACUUGAGAAAACAAUGAUAAGUCAACCCUGGUGACAACAAACAGUGAAGCUACAAUUAAACAGCCGAUUGCCUUUCUCGUUAGCGUCCUGAGAAGGAAAGCUCUGAGAUUUUGCUAGGCCUGGAUGCGGAAGGAGGAUAUGGGGCAAGCUGGACAGCUAAUGCUAACUGUAUGCUAUGCUGGGAUCCAGAAUCGGAAAGCAAGUCACUAUGAAUGUUUUUUCAUAUGUUCAGUGGGAUACCAAUGUGCCAAAAAGUCACACUCCUGAUUACCCACCAAGGAUUAGGCAAGAGGAUAACCUUGUCUGUGCAGGAAGGGUACACAUACUGGCACAGGAAUAUGCAAGGAUUCUCAACCUCAACUUAAAUACAUAGAUAUCCACAACGCAAAACUGUUUUCCUUAAUGAAACAGUCUUGGUCAUUAUGCCAUCCCCAAUGGAACUGCCAUCGUAGACACAAGAUACCGUGGCUCAAACUACCUCACAGUUUUUUGAGCUACAGUCUUGGAGGAAGCAUUGCAGCAUUUGGUUGAACCUAAAGGUGGAGAUGGGCUCCCAAGCUCUUCAGAUAUUGCGGCAAGGGGUGUGGGCUUCACUCACAGGUGGUUGGUAUGUGGACCCCCAUCAGAGCACGUUCUCCAACUGCUUCCACCUCUACCUUUGGAUAUUUCUCCUGGCAUUUCCCUUUCUUUUGUACAUGGCUUUUCCUUCUAGCUUGGUGGUGGCAGGUGUGUACUCUGCUGUGGUGGCAGUCUUUUUCACUGCCGUUAAGGUGGUGAACUACAGACUUCAUGCUAUGUUCGACCUUGGUGAGAUCAUAGAGAAGAAGCAGGCCUCACUUUCAGCUGAUGCCCCCAGGACAGAAGAAGGAGAUGAUGGUUCAGGAGCUCAUGAUGGAAAUCAUCACAGGGAUAGUCAUGUUGGUGUGGAGAUGACAGUGUUUCGGAAGGUUAACUCAACACCCCCUGUGCGCUGUAGCUCCCAGCACUCUCUAUUUGGGUUGAACCAGGUGUCGGAGUUCUUGCCCCAGAUGGAGGAUGCAGGGGGUUCAAAGGAUAUUAAGGAGUUGAUGCGGGAGCAAGGAAGCAAUAAUGUUAUUGUGACGUCAGCCCACCGCGAUAUUCUACGGCAGAGUUCCCAGGACGCCAUAAGGGCUCCCAGUGUGGUCCAGUCCUGCCUUGCUGGUGCACUGAGAGGGGAUUUCCCUGGUCUCACAGGAGUAUCUGGAGUAUCAGCUGGACUUGAAGAGCCUGGAAGCUGCUUGUCUAUCCCCCCUUCACCAUCGAGUCAAGAAGAUGGCGGUGAGAAGGAACCAUUGGAGGAGUCAUCGGAACAGUUGUUUCAUCAGAGUCCUGAGGAUAAUGGGAUGGAAGCUUAUUCUCCACUUGGCCCCUCUGCUGAAUCUGAGAGCCUUGGAGAUACUCCCCUUAGUCCUCUUAUUAAGAGCAGCUUAAGUGAGGAGCUGAGUGAAAAUCUCCUGGGUUUAGGUCUUGACCCAGGGGCAUUUGCACCAGGGACAGAGCACCCAGGCAGCCGCAGUGGGGUAGCACUAGCUGCUGGAUCCACAGACAGUUGUUUCAGUGCAGGUGGAGCUACCACAGACCGUGAGACGCUAAGUACUGUAAGCAGUUACCGUAGUGAAAAAACUGAUUCCACUCAGCUGGAAAGUCCUUCAUUCAGUCAGCUGCAACCUGCAGAUGGACAGAUAUCUGCCUCAGCACCAGCAAUCGGUUCUAAUAUUCUCAACAACACAAAUGAUACAGGACAGGGUGGCAGCGAUACUGACAAUCUGUCAGACAGUGUGUUACUGCGCUCCCCUUCCAAAGAAUUCUCUGUCAGCCAGGGGCUAGACCGGACGCUUGUUGAAGGAGAUGAUUUGUCCCCUAUCCCUUCUGAUAUUGCACAGCCCCCUCCUCUACAGAACUCUUCCCCUUCAAGUAGUGGCCGCUCAGAGGUUUGUGAUUUAGACAGAAAUGUCCCAGUUCCUCCUCUGCCCCCACCUCGGCAGGCCAAUUCAGUGCCUUCGGGGCUGGCCCUGGGUUUAGUGUGUUCUGAGCCUGCUCUGCCCAUAUCCUCUACCCCAUUCUUGUUGUCUGACCAGCCUGUUCUCCAAGCCCAACAGGUUGUACGCCCUAAAGACUUAAAGCUGCUGCGGGCCAGCGGCAGUAGCAUGGGCCACAGGCCAGGCCGAAGGAAAGCUCCGAGAAGGAGGGCAGGAGCAGGCAGUAGUAGUUUUGACUGCGGCUCUUACAGGCGUCACCACAAUCAUAGACAACACAGAGAUUACAUCCCAGUACGCAACCGACUGGGUGCCAAAGCUUACAGUGAAAGUUUGUUUGAGGAUUCCAGCGAUGAGGACGAUGGCAGUGACAUGAGUGCUGGUUCUAGUCUGGGCUCUCAGCGACGAUACAGCUCAGAUGACGAUGAUGACGAUGAUGACUCAAGUUCCUCUACCUCCUGCUACUCUCCAGACCUUGCUAACACUGGCGUUACAUCCCCUCUCUCCACAGCUGCUCAACUGCCCACCCCAAGGGAGGGGGAUUUACCUGAAACUGCUGGCCCCUCUCAUCCUCGUGCUGCUCAGCGCUCCUCUAGCACAGCUAGUGCUAAGACUCAUGCAAGAGUGCUAAGUAUGGAUGGGGCAGGUGGAGGUCAGAGCAAUACAGCAGCUGUGCCAUCUUCUCUUUCAAUGCCCUCAACCUCCACCCCAGCACCCCGAGCUCUUACCAUCUCUAAAUCUGAUCUGGAAGCCCGUACUAUACAUACUGAUGGCUUUACUGGAGCUCAUCAUCAUCGACUUGAUUCUCUUGGAGGAUCUUGGACUGGCAACCAGAUGGGUUGGAGAGCAGAACAAGUUGAAGAAGGAGCUGUGGGCGGAGCCUUAGUUCCAGAGGAUGGAAGCAAACAAGAGUCAGUCAGCAGUGUUAAGAGGACCCAGGCCAUACGUAGAAGACACAAUGCAGGGAGCAACCCUACACCACCUCCAUCAACUAUGGGCUCCCCUCCCAGCCUCCAAGAUCUCCAGCGGGCUCGGACGUCUUCACAUUCACGCACCCGCACACUUCCCUCAGCGUUACAGUUUGCAUCUUCUCUCCUACUUCCCCGCAGUGGCAUCCAUGAGGCUUCUACCUUUGACGACACAUCAGAGGGUGCAGUGCACUAUUUCUAUGAUGAGAGUGGAGUGAAGAGGUCUUACACAUUUGGACCUGCUGGAGGUGGUUAUGAGGAUCCGGUUCAGGAAAGAGAGAGGCAAUCCCAGUCCUCAAGUUUCACCUCCACUGAGGUCCAGGAAGGGGCACCGGUUCUGUCCAUACUCCAGCCUAGACCAGUGGUGUUACAGGGUAUGCAGGUGCGCAGGGUACCUCUGGAAAUGCCUGAGUUUGAUCUUGAUCAUGAAUCAUUGCAAGAGUCCCACGAAAACACACUAAUGAUUGAAGAGAAAGCCAAGCCUAAGCAAUACUAUCGCUUUUGGGUUCUACCUGGAAAGUGGCUGAGGGUCCGAUACGAUCGACUGGCUCUUCUGGCCUUAUUGGACAGGAACCGGCGUGUGGGAGAGAACGUGUUUGCCGUUGUUCUGGCCAGUCUGGUGGCCUUCCUGGGGUUCCUACUGCUGCUCCAGGGCUUUUUCAGGGACAUCUGGGUCUUCCAGUUCUGCCUGGUCAUUGCUAGCUGCCAGUACUCUUUACUGAAGAGUGUACAGCCAGAUGCUGCCUCUCCCAUGCAUGGCCACAACUGGAUCAUUGUGUACAGUCGACCGGUCUACUUCUGCUUGUGCUGUGUGUUGAUCUGGAUUUUUGACCUAUCUGGGCGCUCUGGAAGUCUGCAGCCCUUUUCCCUCUAUGGUGUCACCUUCUUCUCUGCACACUUUAUGCUCUGUGUCAGGGAUAUGCUGAUUGUUUUUGCCUUGUGUUUCCCGGUCAUUUUCCUGUUUGGGUUGCUACCUCAGGUUAAUACUUUUGUGAUGUGUCUGCUGGAGCAGAUCGACAUGCACAUUUUUGGUGGAACUGCCACUACUAGCCCCCUGUCAUCUCUGUUUAGCCUCAUACGCAGCAUCUUGGUGGCUGCUCUGCUGUAUGGAUUCUGCCUUGGUGCAAUUAACGCCCCAUGGGGGGAUGCCCAUGUUCCAGUGCUGUUCUCUGUGUUUUGUGGCCUACUCUUGGCCUUAUCUUAUCACCUCAGCCGACAGAGCAGCGAUCCUACAAUUCUCUGGUCACUGGUCCGGUCUAAAUUAUUCCCAGAACUGGAAAACAGAAUACCAGAAGAACCCCCUGUAGAGAUCAAAGACCCUCUUCCCGAAAAACUGCGCAACUCUGUGAGGGAGAUUCUUCAUUCGGACCUUGUCAUGUGUCCCCUUAUGGCUGUCAUUACCUUCGCCAUCAGUGCCAGCACAGUUUUCAUUGCUCUCCAACCUGCUCUUAGCUUUGUCUUGUACAUUCUGGCCGGGGUUGUGGGCUUCAUUACACACUAUCUCCUGCCUCAGCUUCGCAAACAGCUGCCAUGGUUCUGCCUGGCUCACCCUGUGCUCCGCUCCAAAGAGUACAGUCAGUUUGAGGUCCGAGAUGCUGCUCAGUUGAUGUGGUUUGAGAAGCUGUAUGCGUGGCUUCAGUGUGUGGAGAAAUAUUUUAUCUACCCAGCUGUGGUGCUGAACUCCCUAACAACCGAAGCUCGGACAGUAGGCCAGAACCAUAAAGAGCUGGACAUCUACAGCCGAGCUCUCUUCAUCUCAGUAGCAGGCAUGAAGUUGCUGCGUUCGUCCUUCUGUACCCCAUCGCAGCAGUACGUCACGCUGUGCUUCACUACUCUUUUCUUUCACUUUGACUAUCCACACUUCUCGGAGACCUUCCUGAUCGACUACUACUUUAUGUCCAUUCUCUUCAGCAAGAUGUGGGACCUGCUGUACAAGCUGCGCUUUGUGUUGACUUACAUAGCUCCUUGGCAGAUCACGUGGGGAUCAGCCUUUCAUGCCUUUGCUCAGCCCUUUGCUGUGCCCCACUCUGCUGUGCUUUUUGUACAGGCCAUCUUUUCUGCCAUUUUUUCCACUCCCCUCAAUCCAGUUCUAGGUAGCGCUGUGUUUGUCACAUCAUACACUAGACCUGUAAAAUUCUGGGAACGAGACUACAACACAAAACGGGUCGAUCAUUCAAACACCAGACUCGCCACUCAGUUAGACCGCAACCCAGGUGCUGAUGACAACAAUUUGAACUCUAUUUUCUAUGAGCACUUGACACGAUCACUGCAGCACAGCCUGUGUGGAGACCUGCUGCUCGGACGCUGGGGGAACUACAGCACAGGCGACUGUUUCAUCCUUGCGUCUGACUACCUCAACGCUCUGGUGCACGUUAUUGAGAUUGGCAAUGGCCUGGUCACCUUCCAGCUGAGGGGUCUAGAGUUCAGAGGCACCUACUGUCAACAGAGGGAAGUAGAGGCAAUCACAGAGGGGGUAGAGGAGGAUGAGGGCUGUUGCUGCUGUGAGCCGGGUCAUCUGCCCCACAUGUUGUCUUUCAAUGCUGCUUUUGGACAGCGCUGGCUGGCCUGGGAGGUGGCUGCCACCAAAUAUGUACUGGAGGGUUACAGCAUCAGUGACAACAAUGCAGCCUCCAUGCUACAAGUUUUUGACCUUCGUAAGAUCCUCAUCACAUAUUAUGUCAAGAGCAUCAUCUACUACGUGAGUCGAUCUAUGAAGCUUGAAGAGUGGCUCACUAAUGAGACCAUUCAGGAGGCUCUACGACCUUGUCUUGGGCCUAACUACGUAGACAGUGACCCCACGUUCAACCUGAACAUUGAUGAAGACUAUGAUCACAGAGCCUCUGGCAUUACCCUCUCCUCAUUCUGUAUGGUUUACCUGGACUGGAUUCAGUAUUGUAACAACAGGCGUCAAACGCCAGUGACUUCCGAAAGAGACUCUCCACUUGUCAACCUCUGUUUUGGCCUGUGUAUUCUGGGAAGGAGAGCUCUGGGCACAGCUUCUCACAGUAUGUCAGCAAGCUUGGAGCCAUUUCUUUAUGGACUGCAUGCACUUUUCAAAGGAGACUUCCGCAUCACGUCUCCCAGGGAUGAAUGGGUGUUUGCAGAUAUGGACCUUCUGAAUCGGGUUGUGGCACCAGGAGUACGAAUGUCUCUCAAACUGCAUCAGGACCACUUUACAUCUCCAGAUGAGUAUGAGGAUCCUAUGGUUCUGUAUGAUGCCAUCACUGCCAACGAAGAGAAAAUGUUGAUAUCACAUGAAGGUGACCCUGUGUGGCGCAGUGCUAUUCUAGCAAAUAUGCCUUCGUUGCUUGCACUGCGCCACAUCAUGGAUGACGGCAGUGAUGAGUACAAGAUCAUCAUGCUCAACAAGAGGUUCCUCAGCUUCAGAGUCAUCAAGGUGAACAGAGAAUGUGUGCGUGGGCUGUGGGCAGGGCAGCAGCAGGAGCUGGUUUUCCUACGCAACCGUAACCCAGAACGAGGAAGCAUUCAAAACGCCAAACAGGCCUUGAGGAAUAUGAUUAACUCCUCAUGUGACCAGCCCAUUGGCUAUCCCAUCUAUGUGUCCCCCCUCACAACCUCAUAUGCUGGGGGACACAGCCAGCUGCGGUCUGUGUGGGGAGGGCCGGUCAGCCCACACAACAUUUACACCUGGCUUAUCAGUAGCUGGGACAGGUUGCAGAAAGGGUGUGGCGCUGGUUGUAACAGCGGAGGAAACAUUGAGGACUCAGAUUGUGGUGGUGGCUCUGCCUCCAUCUCCACUAACCCAGCCAUUCACACCACUCAGAGCACACCAGCCUCUAGCCUUCCCCAGCCACCCAUCACAACUGUCCAGCCCUCCUUGGGUACAGACAACCCUGUUGGUCCAACACAGAGCUGGCCUCACCACCCUCAACCGCUCCCUUUGGCCCUUUUUAGUCAGUCAGAAGGCAGAAUGGAGGCAAGCCUGCUCACAUCCCUACAGCGUACAUCCUCCAUCCAGGGGCUGUUGGGUCACCAGCUCUCAAGCUCCCAGCUCUCCUUCAGCAGCACUGUGGCUCCUCCACCUCUGCCAGGCCCAGAGCGCUUCUGCGGGGCAUCUCUCUUGGAGAACUCUGGACACAGAGUGGGCCAGCGGGCUGGCCUCAGCCAGGGCUCUGGACUACAUUAUGAGAGCCACUUCGGCAAGUGGAGUUUUUCAGGCAGAAAGGGCUUUAACGGACCGGCUGCUGUGGAGGGGGAGGGAGGGCCAAUACAGACUAUACGCACACAGCCCACUCCCCCUGUGCCACUACAAGAGGCCAGUCCAACACAAGAUCCUCUGGGAGCCACUCAGACCCUGGAUCCAACCUUGUUGUCUUCAGGAGACCCCCCCACCCCAAGAGAAGAAUCCACAGAGCUGCCUUUACUUGAUCACCUGCGCUGAGUCUGCCCUGGUGACAUUUUCUACAAUGAAAGCACACAGUGGACCAGACCAGGCCCACCCAGACUGGACUCAUUCCAGCCUUUCUAGACUCAUUCCAUCAACUCUCAUUAAACUAAUUCAGCGCAACCAUGAUUUGCUAAUUCUUUUAUGGCCCACUGCAAUACUGGCUGGAUCUGGGUAUAAAAAUAUCGUCCCUCAACGAGCCAGGAGUUCACCAUCUGAUAGCAUGCUGACCUAAUGCACGACAGACCAUGAGAUGAUUUUAGCCAACCUGUUUAUUCCAAAGUCAGGUUUCAACAUAAAGUUUGAUGAUGUCCUCACACUUAACUUUAUUUUCUGUCAAAAAGGCCAACAGUGUCUCUAUGGACAACCUUUUGGUUAUAAACAGUAGUGAAAGGCCAGUGCAAUUAUAAGGGAUAUUUUGCUUGAGGAUUGUCUAUUUUUCUAUACUGGAGAACGGAGGAUUGCCUCUGAACCCCCCCCCCCCCAUUGACAUGUGCAAAAGCAGUUAUUUUUUGCAUAACAGAUAAAAAAAAGGAUUGAUGUGUUACUGUACGAGCAAGUGAAGGACAUGUUGAAACCGUGAUAAGCCUUCUUUUGUUUCUUACCCCCAUCACACCAUCCUCACUGGCCAUACAGCUUAGUGUGAAUAUUUAACAGGACAUUUUGACAAAAUGUAGGAGCCUCCACUUAUCAACAUGUUUAAAGGAAGAAAAAAGAAAUGUGCACGCCCAUCCUUGUCCUCUGGCCCAUUUCCCGCAGAACUGCCAGACAUCAAGUUCUGUAUUGGAGCAAGUUUCAGGGAACAAAAUAAUUCCCCCCCAUCCGAGCCAACAACUGGUGCUUUAAUUGCUAAAGUGUAUUUAGGCUUGUGGUAAGACUUGAACCUGACCACCAACUUGGAGAUGUGGAACGACUUGGGACAGAGCUGGUUCCUAUCGAUCAGGAUGGCGCUGAGGCCAAUUCCAAUCUGUGAAAAUUGUGUUGAUCACAAAACUACAUACUGGGGGUGUUGAAAUGUCAAGCCUUUUUGUUUAGUGAGUGGAAUGUCUUUUUUUUUUUUUUUUUUUUUUUUUUACUUGAAAAAUCUCCAAGUCCCUCAGUGUUCAAGAUGCACUGAGUUUGUUUUCUUUGGAUAAAUGAUCAAUAACACCCUGUCUAGUCAGAUCGAGUCAACUCACAGGUUUCCAAAUAGCAGGGACCCAGGCUGCUUUGUGUGGGGAGCUGUGUUUUUCUUUGCUGGCUGAGUGCCCCCUCCCGUUACUAUACUACUGCUUCUGCAUCUCCUGCUACUACUAAUAACCCACUACUACUGCUGUUUCUACAACAGUUAAAUCCAGCGUUUUAGUUGGAAAUAAACAAAGCUGAAUAGAUACUGAGAGCAAAGGUGGAAUAUUUAUUUAAAAUUGUCUUACAGAUAUCUUUAACGGGGUUUAUCUAUAUGGUGUGCUGAUAUAUUGGAUUGGAAAUCUGCCUUCUGUCAGAUGUGUCCCCUCCCUCUCCCUUUCAUCAGUUUAUCAUCACAUUUGUAUCAUCUCACCAAUGGCUGUCCUUUGUCUUCUUUUUUUUUUUUUUUUUUUUUUUUUGUUUUAAGCUUGUUAUAUAACUGGAAGUUUUCCUGAGAAGUCACUUUAGGUUGGUUUCUUUCCACUCUUGCACUCUUUUUGACCACUGUGAAAAAACAAACACUGAGUGUUUCAGUGGGUUGUAGUCUUACAUAAAAAAAAAAAAAAAAUGAAGAAGCAGCAGCUGGCAAGCUCACUGAAAUUA
Melanotaenia boesemani (Boeseman's rainbowfish) is the source of this 9271-nucleotide messenger RNA. Its product is annotated as pecanex-like protein 3. NCBI's taxonomy places the organism in Eukaryota, Metazoa, Chordata, Actinopteri, Atheriniformes, Melanotaeniidae. Gene Ontology annotation, cellular component: membrane. The coding region runs from base 680 to 7501 and encodes 2273 amino acids. The record is from RefSeq and is a predicted model, not a curated record. The transcript has 36 exons.